Messenger RNA from Carassius auratus (goldfish), 4413 nucleotides. RefSeq names its product calpain-1 catalytic subunit-like. The coding region runs from base 362 to 2476 and encodes 704 amino acids. Gene Ontology annotation, biological process: proteolysis. The transcript is spliced from 22 exons. NCBI's taxonomy places the organism in Eukaryota, Metazoa, Chordata, Actinopteri, Cypriniformes, Cyprinidae. The record is from RefSeq and is a predicted model, not a curated record. Gene Ontology annotation, cellular component: cytoplasm. Gene Ontology annotation, molecular function: calcium ion binding; calcium-dependent cysteine-type endopeptidase activity.
GAUUGGCUCAUUGUAUUUUGGCGAAGAUUUUAAAACGAGCUGUUUAUUCAUAAACUCGUACGACCGUAUAUUUUUUAUAGAUAGUGUUGUUUUUAUUUCCGUUAGAAAAGUUAUAACAACGGGACCCUCUCAAAUCCACCAUAAUACGGACCCGUUAUUUGCAAAGCUCUUUACUGUAGGCUAAGUGCACUUGUCGGUCUCAGUGUCUAUCGCUCCGCCUACAUUGGACUCUGGACAUACAAACACACACACACACUGAAGCUUUAAUACACUAGUGCACCGCUUAUCUUUCGGGAUAAUAUAACUGUAUAUAUCACACAUCCCAUAAAGAGAAGAGACUCACAGGAGCGCAGUUGCCAGCAUGUUCUCAUACGGAGGAAUCUCAGCACAGAUCAGUACUAACAGGCUAAAGGCAGAUGGCGUGGGCUCUUUUGAGCAGGCUUUACACUUCCAGAACCAGGACUUUGAGUCCCUCAAACGGGAGUGUUUGGAAGGGGGCUACCUAUUUGAAGACCCCUGCUUCCCCGCCGAACCCCCCUCUCUCGGCUUCAAAGAACUUGCCCCGUAUUCCUCCAAAACCCGUGGUGUGGAAUGGAUGCGCCCCACGGAGCUCAGUGAUGAUCCUCAGUUCAUUGUGGAUGGAGCCUCACGCACAGACAUCUGUCAAGGAGCUCUGGGUGACUGCUGGCUCCUCGCUGCUAUAGCCUCGCUGACUCUCAAUGAAAGACUCCUCCACAGAGUCGUCCCUCAUGGCCAGAGCUUUCAAGAUGACUAUGCUGGAAUAUUUCACUUUCAGUUCUGGCAGUUUGGUGAGUGGGUUGACGUUGUGAUUGAUGAUCGGCUCCCGGUGAGAGAUGGAGAGCUCAUGUUUGUCCAUUCAGCAGAGGGAAAUGAGUUCUGGAGCGCCUUGGUUGAAAAAGCCUAUGCUAAGCUAAAUGGCUCCUAUGAAGCUCUCUCUGGAGGAUCCACCACUGAGGGUUUUGAGGAUUUCACUGGAGGGGUUUCAGAGAUGUUCGAGCUCCGCAAAGCUCCAAGAGACCUGUACCGAAUCAUCAGCAAAGCCCUGGAAAGAGGCUCUCUGCUGGGUUGCUCUAUCGAUAUCACCAGUGCCUUUGACAUGGAAUCUGUGACAUUUAAGAAGCUGGUCAAAGGUCAUGCUUACUCGGUGACUGCUCUCAAACAGGUGGAAUUUAGGGGUCGUACAGAGAGGCUUAUCCGUAUCCGUAACCCAUGGGGUCAGGUUGAAUGGACGGGGGCCUGGAGCGACAACUCCCCUGAAUGGGAUGAAAUCGAUCCAUCUGAGAAGGAUGACUUGCACUUACGAAUGGAGGAUGGAGAGUUCUGGAUGUCGUUCAGUGAGUUUUUGCGGCAGUUCUCCAGGCUGGAGAUUUGUAAUCUGACUCCUGAUGCUCUGAGUGAUGAUGACCUGAGCCACUGGAACACCAUCAAGUUUCACGGUGCCUGGCGGAGAGGCAGUACCGCAGGAGGCUGCCGAAACCAUCCCAACACGUUCUGGAUCAAUCCACAGUACAAGAUCACAUUGCUGGAGGAGGAUGAUGACCCAGAGGAUGAAGAAGUGGCCUGCAGCUUUCUGGUGGCUUUACUGCAGAAAGACCGCAGACGGUACCGGCGCCACGGACAGGACAUGCACACCAUCGGCUUUGCUAUCUACGAGAUUCCUGAAGAGUAUGCAGGCUGUCAGAAUGUGCACCUUAAAAAGGACUUCUUCCUGACACACUCAUCGUGCGCCCGCUCUGAGACCUUCAUCAACCUGCGGGAGGUCAGCACUCGUCUCCGUCUGCCUCCCGGUGAAUACAUUAUCGUCCCCUCCACCUUUGAACCCAGCAAAGAGGCUGAUUUUGUCCUACGAGUCUUCACUGAAAAGCAGUCCCAGACAGAGGAAUUAGAUGAUGAGAUUUCAGCUGACCUGGAGGAUGAGGCAGAAAUUACAGAAGAUGACAUUGAUGACUCUUUCAAGUCAUUGUUUGCCCAGCUGGCUGGAGAGGAUAUGGAGAUAUCUGUCCGUGAACUCAAGACUAUUCUGAACAGAGUAGUGUCCAGACACAAGGAUCUAAAGACAGAUGGCUUCAGCAUGGAGUCCUGCAGAACUAUGGUCAACCUUCUGGAUAAAGAUGGCAGUGCACGGUUGGGUUUAGUAGAGUUUCAGAUUCUCUGGAACAAAGUAAGGAAGUUGCUGGGGAUCUUCAGAGAAUUUGAUAUUGAUAAGUCGGGUACUAUGAGCUCUUAUGAGAUGCGUCUGGCUGUAGAAUCAGCAGGCUUUAAGCUCAAUAACAGACUCAACCAGAUCCUUGUAGCCAGAUACGCUGAGAACGAGGUCAUCGAUUUCGAUAACUUUGUCUGCUGCCUGAUCAAACUGGAGGCCAUGUUCAGAUCUUUUCAGCAGUUGGACAAGGAUGAAACAGGAACGGCUGAAAUGAACCUAUCUGAGUGGCUCUUCAUGACUAUGUGUGGCUGAGGUACAACACUUUGUGAACAUCCAAUUCAAGAACCUGCUGAAAAGCGAAAAGGAGUGCUGAACUCCUCAUGCAACAAUCCUAUUUCCACUUUAACCUCAUUAGAAUAAAGUACUACUAUUUUUUAAGGAUUUAUUUUUCAAUCUUAAUAAUAUAUAUAUUGCAGUUACACUACAAAGAAACAACCUCUAAUGAGAAACGCUGCCUGAAGAGGACCUCCACUCACUACUUCUGUAAUGAAUGAUGGAAUGGCUGAGGAGCAUUAUGUGCAUCGGAUAAAUAUAUGAGAUAACGUGAGCUUGCUUUUUGUCUUAACAGAAGACCAGCCUUAAUUUACAAAAGGCUGUCUAUGAAUAGUGCCAUAGUGGGAGAAAAAUAAACCACAGCACUGCAUGUUCUCCUAUAAGGUGAACUAAUGCAUCCUAUUAAAAAAGUUUUAGGUGCACAAUGUGUAAUUGUGUAGAUAUUGUCACUGAUUUCCCAUGAUCAGAGUUUCAAAAUAAACUCUGUUAUACUAAACUUGCAUAACAAACUGUUUUACUUCAUGUGUUCUGAAAACAAAUCCAAAAACCUGAAACGUUCUUACAAGUGAGUCAUGGAGCAUUUAAUGGUGAAUUUUGUUAAAUGAAUUCUUAAAAAUGAUAGCAUGUUUACGCCAUGUGAUAAAAAUAAAUAAAUAAAGGGAAUUUCAGCUUUUCUCUCACAGUUCUGACCUUCCCCCCACAAAAUUCAGAAAAAAGUCAGAAUUGCUUGAUAUAAACAUUCUUGCAAUACCAAGUUUACAUCUUUCAAUUAUGUUUUUUGUUUCUGCACCCCACCAACCAGUAAUGCCACACUCCUAGAAUAAAUAAAAACAUCUUUUAUUCUCACUUCGAUCAUUGAAACAUAGAAUCACCCAAUAAAGCUGAGCUCCCAGCUAACGACCUGCUGCUCACACUCUCCACCAGUGACGUGUGCUCCACCCUGAGCAGGGUGCACACAUAAAAAUCGGCUGGCCCUGAUGGCAUUUCUGACCGAGUGCUCAGGGCCUGUGCAGAACAGCAGGCUGAUGUAUUUACUAACAUCUUCAACCUCUCCCUGGCCCCAGCCAUUGUCCCUACCUGCCGCUCUUUCCGUCACGCCAAUCAUACCAAAAUGUUUCAAAGGGCUGGUACUCUCCUAUCUGAAAACAUGCCUGCCCCCCAAACUGGACCCAUUUCAGUUCAUCUACAAACCCAACAGUUCAAUUGAGGAUGCCAUUGCCUCAGCUCUCCACAAUGUCCUAAAUCACCUGGAUAAAAGUAAUACUUAGUCUGAAUAGUAUUAAUCGAUUUCAACUCUGCUUUUAAUACUGUGAUUCCAACUAAGAUGAUCUCAAAGCUAACUGACGUUAGCAUCAGCCCCUCUCUCUACAGCUGGACCUUGGACUUUCUCACUAACAAACCACAGUCUGUUAGGAUCUCCUCUAUCCUCACAUUGAAUGCUGGUGUACCACAGGGCUGUGUUCUGAGCUCAGUUCUCUAUUGCCUUUUAACCCAUGACUGCAUACAUUACAUGGCUCUAACUCCAUAAACAAGUUUGCAGAUGACACCACGGUGUUAGGCAUGAUCAACAGCAACAAUGAAACUGCCUUCAGGGAGGAGGUUCAGCACCUGUCAGUGUGGUGUGACGACAAUAAUCCCGCACUCAACCCCUAGAAAACCAAGGAACUGAUUGUGGACCCCAAGCGGACUAGGAAAGACCACACACACAUAUGUACCUACAUCGAUAGUGCCCAAGUAGAGCAUGCGUCUAAAAUGUCACCUGUCCCCCCACAUCCUGCUAAACUUUUAUCAAUGCACAGUUGAAAGCACCACAAGGCCAGCCCACCACCCACCACGCACGCAGUCAUCACCUCAUUCAGACUAUAAGUCGCACCUUAGUAUAAGUCGCAUCAGUCCAAAAAUAUGUCAUGAUGAGG